Sesamum indicum (sesame) is the source of this 5464-nucleotide messenger RNA. RefSeq names its product receptor-like serine/threonine-protein kinase SD1-8. Gene Ontology annotation, molecular function: protein serine/threonine kinase activity; ATP binding. Gene Ontology annotation, cellular component: plasma membrane. Gene Ontology annotation, biological process: protein phosphorylation; recognition of pollen. Lineage: Eukaryota; Viridiplantae; Streptophyta; Magnoliopsida; Lamiales; Pedaliaceae. The record is from RefSeq and is a predicted model, not a curated record.
CAAUUCUUCCCUUUGCGUCAGCGUCACACACCUUCCUAUUUCAAAGCCUUAUUCUUUUGUGGGUGGUGUUGCACCGGGAAAUUAACGUGAAUUCUGUGUAUCUGCGGGAGUGGGGUUUGAGGUGGGCCGGUUGCUGGUCAAUGAAGAAUCUUCAAUAAAAGAGAACUUGGGAGGAGUCAAACUCAAUCUUCUCAUCUUUACAUUAAAACCAUACAAAUCCACAGGGGGCGGGUCUCAAAGAAUCUUCUCUUCUUGUGCCCAUAGUUAUACGAGCCCUGCUUCUCUUAAUUGAGAAACUUCUUCAACUGUUAAAACCCUGUAAAACACAUCAAAUUCUGAAAUGGAUUCUAGUCUUAGAUGUUAUGGAUAUUUGUUGCUUUGGUGCUUCUUGAUAACGGGCUAUUGCUUUUCUGUCUUCAGUUUGGCGGCAAGUAGAAUUACAAGAGGUCAAUCAAUAGGAGAUGGAGAAACCAUGAUUUCAGAAGGUGGGAGAUUCGCGUUGGGAUUCUUUGGUCCUCAAGGAUCAGGUUCUCGGUAUGUGGGGAUAUGGUACCAAGAAGUUGGAAAUGAAUCGGUUGUAUGGGUGGCAAAUAGAGAAAGGCCAAUCUCAGGGAAUGGUGGAGUAUUAACCAUUGGAAAUGAUGGUAAUUUAAUGGUUAUGGAUGGGAAUGGCGAUGUGGUCUGGUCAACCAAUCUAUCAGUUCGAUCAAGUAAUUCUACUGCUGUUCUCAUGGACACCGGCAAUCUUGUUUUAUUUGGAAGUGAAAAUUUAAGUAGGGGCCUCUGGCAGAGCUUUGAUCAUCCAACAGAUACAUAUUUGCCAAACAUGAAAGUUUACAUGGAUGUGCGAGGAGAAGAAAGACGUGUUUUCACUUCUUGGCGAAGUGCUUUUGAUCCUUCACCAGGAAACUAUUCUAUGGGUAUUGAUCCUCGCUGGUCACCACAGAUAGUGAUAUGGGACGGGGCUAACCGACGGUGGAGAAGUGGGCACUGGGAUGGACUCACAUUUACAGGGGUUCCAGGCAUGAAAACUUCUAUACUAUCUGGUUUUAGGCUAUUAACUGAAGCCGAUGUUGUUGGAAAGGCAUACUUCAUUUAUUCCCAAUCGAAUGGUUCUGAUUUAAUUAAGUUUAGGAUAAACUGGGAAGGAAUCCAAAGGCUGGAAAGUUGGGUCGAUGAACGCAAGGAGUGGAGCCUUACACAAUUGCAUCCUGGUGACGAAUGCGAUAGGUAUAACCAUUGUGGACCUUUCGGAAAAUGUAAUGAGGUGGAGGUGCCGAAAUGCAGUUGUAUGGAAGGAUUUGUGCCUAAGGAUACUUAUCAGUGGAGCAGAGAGAACUGGUCCGGUGGGUGUGUUAGGCAGACAAAUUUACAGUGCAUGGAGAACAACAGUCUAUCUGUCAACAAGGUCAACGAUGAUUUUGUGACGGCUACAAACGUGAAGUUGCCUGAUUAUGUGGAUUAUGUGGGACGAGAGGACAUUCAACAAUGUCAAAAUAUGUGCCUUCAGAACUGUUCUUGCACCGCCUAUGCUUUUCUUGAAAGAAUUGGAUGCAUGAUAUGGUACCGGGACUUGGUUGACGUUCAACAAUUUCAGGCGGAAGGGAGCACUUUGUUCAUCCGGCGUGCACAUUCAGAACUUGUGGCAGGGGACAAGAGUCAUGUAACCAAAAUUGUUAUCAUAACAAUUGUCAUAGCCGGUUUGCUUCUUGUUUGUGUCUCAAUUUGGUUGCUCGUGAAGCGCAAAACAAAGUGCAGCGAGAUCUUACACAGAAAUGAAAUGCCCAAAGUUGGUCCAAGUGGAGAAUUUUCAACUGAUUUCUCCGGCCCUUGUGACCUUGGUGUUGAAGGGCAGAAACCAACUGGAAAUGAACUAGCCAUGUUCAACUUCAACCAUGUGGCAGCAGCUACGAACAACUUCUCCAGUGAGAAUAAACUCGGACAAGGAGGAUUUGGACAUGUUUACAAGGGCACGCUACCAGGGGGCCAACAAAUAGCCGUGAAAAGGCUCUCACGGAAAUCUGGUCAGGGGUUAGAGGAGUUUAAGAAUGAAAUUAUGCUAAUUGCCAAACUACAGCACAGGAAUCUAGUCAGACUGUUGGGCUGCUGCAUUGAGGGAGAAGAAAAGAUGCUACUGUAUGAGUACAUGCCCAACAAAAGCCUGGAUUCUUAUCUUUUUGAUACUGAUAAGAAAGCCCAACUAGCCUGGAGUAAGCGCUUUAGUAUAAUUGAAGGGAUUGCGAGAGGGCUUGUCUAUCUGCACCGGGACUCGAGGCUUAGAAUAAUACACAGGGACCUGAAAGCCAGCAACAUUCUGUUGGAUGAAGAGAUGAACCCAAAAAUUUCAGAUUUUGGCAUGGCCAGAAUAUUUGGAGGGAACCAAAAUGAAGCAAACACAAACAGGGUUGUGGGCACAUAUGGUUACAUGGCUCCCGAGUAUGCUAUGGAAGGCCUGUUUUCCCUGAAAUCUGAUGUCUAUAGCUUCGGAGUAUUGCUCCUGGAGAUCAUAUCUGGCAGAAGAAACACUAGCUUCCGCUCUACAAAGUACUCAAAUAUCAUUGGAUAUGCAUGGGAUCUUUGGGAUAGAGGCAGAGCAAUGGAAUUAGUAGAUCCUUCAAUCUCAAAUUCAUGCUCCGAGGAACAAGUAGUAAGAUGCGUGAAUGUAGGGUUGCUGUGUGUGCAAGACAUGGCGGAUCACAGGCCCAACAUGCCGACUGUUGUAUUGAUGCUGGAGAGCGAGAAGGCUACCUUGUCUUUGCCCAAACAACCCACUUUUACAUCAAUGCGACAUAAUCUAAAUGCCGAUAUGUGGAACGAAAUUCAAGAUGCUGUAUCCUCAAACAGUGUGACCAUUACUGCAAUUCUUGGUCGAAGAGAAACACUCCGCCUGGAAAAAAUGAGAAACAUCGCUAAGCACCACCCUGUCGUCCGUGUUUCCUGUUUCAUCAUUGCAUUAACUACUUUCUUCCCGCUGCUCUCCACAUCAAUUGAUCUCAUCACUCCAACCCAAUUCCUCGACAAAGACCAGACCUUAGUCUCCGCCGGACAAGAGUUCGAGCUUGGCUUCUUCUCCUACGCCAGAUCAAAUAAUUGGUACAUCGGAAUAUGGUACAAGAACAUCGAACAGAGAACUAUUGUUUGGGUUGCUAACAGAGAUUCACCUCUCAGAAAUUCAUCAGGAAUCUUGAAAAUUAGCCCUGAUGACGGCAACCUACUUCUGGUAGAUGAAGCAGGGAAAUCCGUAUGGUCAUCAAAUCACUCCGGCAUGGCCAAGAACUCUGUUGCAGAAUUACUGGACAAUGGAAACUUCGUUGUCCGCCCAGAAAAUGAACAAGACCCAGAAAACUACCUCUGGCAAAGCUUUGAUUAUCCCACCAACACAUUGUUGCCGGGUAUGAAGAUGGGUUGGGACUCGAAAACGGGCCUAAAUCGAUACAUAACGUCCUGGAAAAGCGCUGAUGAUCCUUCCUCCGGUGACUACAGCUUCCAGAUCGACGUCAAUGGGUUUCCCGAGAUAUAUUUGAUGAACAAAGAGAGAAUAUAUUAUCGAAGUGGACCAUGGAACGGGCUAAGAUUUAGCGGCGUCCCAGAAAUGAAAUCAAGUACACUUUUCUCCUUCCUAUUCGUGAUGGAGCCAGAUGAAGUCUCUUACUCCUUCGAUGUGAGUAAUAAAUCAGUUUAUUCAAGAUUGAUGGUGAAACACUCUGGCGAGCUACAACGAUUCAUCUGGAUUCCCGCCACCAAAAUCUGGAGUUUGUUCUGGUACGCCCCUAAAGAUCAAUGCGACCGAUACAGAGAAUGUGGGGUCUACGGAAUUUGCGAUGCUAAUGCUUCGCCUGUUUGCAAGUGCAUACAAGGAUUCGAGCCAAAAAAUCCACAGGCAUGGAAUUUGCGAGAUGGAUCGGACGGGUGCUUUCGGGUAAGCAAAUUGGACUGCAGAAGUGAUGGGUUUUUGACGUUGAAUCAUGUGAAAUUGCCGGAGAGCGGGACGGCUUUCGUGGACAAGCAAAUGAAUUUAGAUCAGUGUCAAGAAUUGUGCCGGAAAAAUUGCUCCUGUCGGGGUUAUUCCAACAUAAAUAUCACCGGCGGUGGAACCGGCUGCGCCAUUUGGAUCGACGAUCUUUAUGAUAUGCGGCAGUACGCAGUGGCGGAAGGUGGACAGGACUUCUACGUUCGAGUGCCCGCCGCUGAUUUAGAACGGUCAGGAGCUGUUGGGACAAGAGAUGAUUCUAACAAGACUGGAAAAAUUGUCAUGGCUGUUGGAAUUGCUGUUGGGGUUUUGCUAGUUGGAUUGGCAGUUUUCUUUGUAUGGAAGAGGGGAAAAUCAAGAAGCGCAAAGAAAAAUAUCAUAGAGCAUAGAGGUCCGAGGGAAAGAAGUCAAGACUUUCUGUUGAAUGUAGCAACUAUACCAAACAAAAGAGAUCACUCUGGUGAGACUGCAGCGGAUGAGUUAGAUUUACCGUUAUUCGAUCUCAGUUCUCUGUUAAUUGCUACGGACAACUUUUCCAAUGCAAAUAAGCUAGGUCAAGGUGGUUUUGGCUGUGUUUACAAGGGCAUGCUUGUGGAAGGCCAGGUGAUAGCAGUGAAGCGGCUGUCGAAAAAUUCUGGCCAGGGAAUAGAUGAAUUCAAGAAUGAAGUGAAGUUGAUUGCAAGACUCCAGCACAGGAAUCUUGUUCGUCUACUUGGCUGCUGCAUCGAAAUGGAGGAGAAGAUGUUGGUAUAUGAGUACAUGGAGAAUAAGAGCCUGGAUUCUAUUUUGUUCAAGAAAGAUAAAAGUUCAAUGCUCGACUGGGAAAGGCGGUUCAACAUCAUAUGUGGGAUAGCACGAGGUCUUCUCUAUCUUCACCAGGACUCGAGAUUCAGAAUUAUUCACAGGGAUCUCAAAGCCAGCAACAUUCUACUUGAUAAAGAAAUGAACCCUAAAAUAUCAGAUUUUGGCAUGGCAAGAAUAUUUGGAGGAGAUCAGACAGAAGCAAACACAAAAAGAGUCGUUGGAACAUAUGGUUACAUGUCCCCUGAAUAUGCAAUGGACGGCCUCUUCUCCAUAAAAUCUGAUGUUUUCAGUUUUGGAGUGCUCGUGCUGGAGAUAGUGAGCGGGACGAAAAACAGGGGAUUCUAUCAAACAAAUAACCACCUUAAUCUUCUUGCAUACGCCUGGAAAUUGUACAGGGAAGGAAGAGGAUUGGAGCUGAUGGAUACAGCAGCAGGUGAAUCUUAUUCGGCAAGUGAAGUAAUGAGAUGCAUACAAGUCGGCCUCUUGUGCGUCCAAGAGCACGCAGAAGAUAGACCGAACAUGUCAACUGUAGUCCUGAUGUUAAGCAGCGAUUUUGUAUCAAUGCCACAGCCUAAGCAUCCAGGAUAUUGCCUGGGAAGGCGGCCUGCUGACACUGAUUCGUUUUCCAGUAAACCAGAUGAAUCAUGCACCGUCAACCAAGUCACUGUAACUAUGCUAGAUGGUCGAUAG